Messenger RNA from Synchytrium microbalum, 1113 nucleotides. RefSeq lists its product as uncharacterized. The coding region runs from base 1 to 1113 and encodes 370 amino acids. The record is from RefSeq and is a predicted model, not a curated record. Gene Ontology annotation, biological process: nuclear-transcribed mRNA catabolic process; NAD-cap decapping. Gene Ontology annotation, molecular function: mRNA 5'-diphosphatase activity. The transcript has 6 exons. NCBI's taxonomy places the organism in Eukaryota, Fungi, Chytridiomycota, Chytridiomycetes, Synchytriales, Synchytriaceae. Gene Ontology annotation, cellular component: cytosol; nucleus.
AUGAAGCGAGCAGCUUCCCCCAUGCUAGCCUCAUCAGAGCCAUCUUCUAAACGCAGAACAGUUCUCACUGAGCUGCCUGCUCCUGGCGCAACGAAUGCAAUCGCAACAUUGCCAACAAACAAGUUUCAAUACCAGCGACAAGUCGUCUAUCAGCAGCCUACGGAGGUCGCCUGCUUCACCUAUGAUGGAGAACGUCAAGUCCACGUUAAUUCUUCAGAGGGUCUAAAGCCAUUUAUUCCUCUGGAUCUGAAACAAAAGACAUACGACCUGAGCAUAGGAUUCCCUGACGGUCUUGUUCAGCAAGCCGUGGUCGCAGAGCACUUGGAUGCGUUUGUGCAAACCUGCAACCCUUCAAAGCUGCCAAAUCCUCCAGCUAUUUGUACUUGGCGCGGAAUCAUGACCAAGCUAUGCGCAACUCCAUACAGCACGGACAAGUAUACCUUUGUUGCAACUCGAUGGAAGGGUACGGUCUAUAUAUCUGAGCUCAUAACAGCAUCAUCGAAAGGCGGCAACACAGAUAGGGACAAGAGAUUCAUGUAUUUUGGAUACAAGUUUGAACAAUAUGCUACAAGCACUGACUGGAAUAGCAUCAUCAAUACCAAUGAGCAGUAUUGCUCGAUCUUCAAGACAAAGCUGGGAGAAACGUCCUUAUUAUUGGGUGGCGAGGUGGAUUGUAUGAUGAGUCCGGAGAAGCCUACACAGUCACCUCAGACUGUAUAUGCAGAGCUGAAAACUAGCAGGAUCAUCACUGAUUUUCGAGGGAAGACGUCUUUUCACAGACACAAGCUAAUGAAAAUUUGGUUGCAGUCCUUUCUCGCUGGUGUACCUGUCGUCCUUUGUGCUUUUCGAGAUGACAACGGCCUUGUCAAGUCUGUAGAAACUUAUGAGACAAAAAAUAUACCCAGAAUGGCACGUAGUGUGCUUCAAGCAGAAUCAUGGGACGCCAACGUUUGUCUUGCUUUUGGUGAUGCUAUUCUAAAUUUGCUCAAGAAGAGUAUUACGAAAGAAGGUGAAGUGUUUGGAGUGGGUUAUGAUGGAGGCAAAGAAGUCAAGAUUUGGCCUUUGAGUGUCGAGUAUCAGUUUCUUCCAGAAUCAUUUCUGCAGAAAGAGUAA